Molecule: messenger RNA, 893 nt
Organism: Nanorana parkeri
Lineage: Eukaryota; Metazoa; Chordata; Amphibia; Anura; Dicroglossidae
Product: histone acetyltransferase KAT6B-like
Exons: 2
Biological process (GO): nucleosome assembly
Cellular component (GO): nucleosome
Molecular function (GO): DNA binding
Source: RefSeq, a predicted model, not a curated record
GUCGGACCCGAACGCGGCGCAACAAAAUGGCGGCGGGAUUUUAACGGGCUGCUCGGAACCGGGUGACGUCAGAUUAUGUUUUAUGACGUGGAUUUACUGUAUUCCAGCUGUGUCUUUUGAUGUGACUGCUCUUGCCGGAUUUGUCCUCUGAAGAUGGAUGUGUGUGACCUGUUACCGAACACAACCUAGUCGACGGCUAAUUGUUACUUAGAUGUUUAAUGUGGCGCACGGAUGAUCUCUAUGGGUUGCAUCUGGCUUUCGGAUACAAUUUUUCAACCAUGGUAAAACUUGCAAACCCUCUGUACACGGAGUGGAUUUUGGAAGCCAUACAAAAAGUAAAAAGACAAAAGCAGCGUCCUUCGGACGAACGUAUUUGUCACGCAGUGUGCGUAUCUCAUGGUCUUGAUAAAAGGCUUGUACUUGAACAGCUUGAACUCAGUGUACAGGAUGGCUCGGUUCUCAAGGUUAACAACAAAGGGGUGGUUUCAUACAAGGAUCCAGAAAACCCUGGGCGCCUUACAAAUAUCAAGCCUGGUCCUCUACCUAAAGCAGCCAAAGGCCAGCGAGCUGUAAGUACAGAUCUGCGCACUGUGGACUGGAAUAAACUUCUUCGUAGGGCACUAGAAGGCCUUCAGGAAUCCAAUGGCUCAACACUUAAGAAUAUUGAGAAAUAUUUGCGUAGCCAGAAUGAUUUGGUUGGAAUUGUGGCGAAUCCCAUUUUCCAGAGGAGGCUGCGUCUAGCGACCAAGAGGGCUGUUAACAGCGGGAGGAUACUGAAAGAUGGCCCACAAUAUAGGAUUAACUAUGGUGGAUCGGAAGUGAAAGGAGUAUCCAAAUAUUCUUCCUCUUCCAUGCUUCCUCUCGUCAGUCUCCUUCCACAUGAGAAGGACCAG